Paramecium sonneborni is the source of this 1049-nucleotide messenger RNA. Lineage: Eukaryota; Ciliophora; Oligohymenophorea; Peniculida; Parameciidae. The record is from the annotation of a GenBank genome assembly.
UAAAUAUAUAAGAGAUGGAAAUAUUAAAGAGAGGGUUUUAAUUAUUGGUAUCGAUUCAUAGUAAAUUAAUACAUAAAUAUUACCAACAUAUAUACAGAAAGAGAAAAUUAAAAACAUUUUUAAUGGGAGUAGGUAGAUAUAAAGAUGUAUAAAAAUAAAAGGAUCUUUGUAUUUGUUAAGGAGAUUAUCAUAAUUGGCUAUGGCAUUGACACCUUCAAUAAGAAGAAGAAAUCUAAUUGGAAGAUAUGGAGAAGAAUCUUGGGCAGUAAUAACAGGAGGCUCAGAUGGAAUAGGAAAAGAAUUUUGUAUUUAAUUAGCUAAAUAGAAAUUUAAUAUUGCAUUAAUAAGUAGAAAUGCUAAAAAAAUGGAUUAAAUUUGUUUGGAAUUAUAGAAUUAUGGAGUUCAAACUAAAUAUAUAGUUGCUGAUUUUAAUAAUGGAUAUACGGAAGAUUUUUAUAAUUAAAUCUAUAAAUAACUUGAAUAUUUGGAUAUUUCAAUAUUAGUAAAUAAUGUUGGAACAGGAGAGGCUGGAUAAUUUGAAUAAUAAAAAAUGGAAGAUUCAUUUAUGAUGUUGAGAGUAAAUGCAUUAUCAACACUUAUGAUGACUAGAAUUCUAAUUAAUAAAUUAUAAAAUAGAAAUAAGAAAUCUGCUGUAAUUACAAUAUCUUCUGGAUUAGCAUAUUUACCUAGUCCAUUUGUUAGUGUUUAUAGUGGAACUAAAGCAUUUACCAAUUAUUUUACAUAAUCUUUAGCUUUAACUUCUAAAAAUAUAGACUUUUUAAGUGUUACACCUUUAGGAGUUAGUACAGCAAUGAUAAAUUAUAAAAAAGGAGUUAAUACCAUUGAAACUAAAGAAUUAGUUUUAAAUGUGAUUAAUGAUUUAAGAUAAGGUAAAACACAUAGUUUUGGAUGUUAUAAACAUAAAAGAAUCAUUAAUCAUUUAUUAUGGAGAAAUCAAAAUUAUAGAAACAAAAUAAAAAUAUAAAUGGGUAUUGGUUUGAGAAAUACACAUCUAUCAAAAAUUAGAUAAGAUGAAUAAUAAAAAUGAG